AUGUCGUGCAAAUUUUCGUCGGUGGCUGCUGUGUACCUGAUUGGCACGUGCACACUAUUAGUGCUUGGCGAUACAGAAAAUGUCUUCCGGUCACUUUACCGUCGCGUGCCUGGCCACUAUCUAGCCGCCAUUCCGCAGGCCGUCUUCGCCGAUGUCACAGUUGACGAGUGCGCGCGCAGCUGCGUGGACGAGUUGGCAUUCGAGUGCCAGUCAUUCGACGUAGACAAUUUGAAGCGAGAGUGCCAUCUCCACAACCACACCCAUAGGGACCCCGGCAUUGGGCUGCAGUACUCACCAGAGUUCGACCAUUACAGAACGGCCUAUGAGAAGUUAUUCCAUCGUAUACCAAACCACGUGAUCACAUUACGUCACAACAGGAACAUCCGGGGUCUUGAUGUGGAGCAGUGCGCGCGCAGGUGUAUCCUAGAAAUCGGUUUCCGAUGUCAAGGUUUUGACUUCGAACCCAGGGGCGGUAACUGCUGGUUGACGGAGUUAACUGUCCAUGACGUGAGCGGCCUUACGCCACGGCCUCACACAGACUUUUAUGAACGCAAAUCUAACGGCCCCAUCUCUCGAUUUAUCAACUAUGGUCACGGCGGUCUGCAGACGGUAGAGGGCGUGCAAACCCACAACAAGAUUGUCCUGGGCGUCAAUUUAGACGCAUGCGCACAGCUUUGUCUCGCCGAGACUUCCUUUUCCUGCGAGAGUUUUGACUACGUGUUCAGCGAGCAGUCGUGUCAGCUUAGUCAGUAUAUCGCGGCCAACGUGUACGGGAUUCGGACAGUCUUUGAGCCCGGAUAUCGAGUCAUGCACUAUGAGCUGAUUGGUGAGUAUCUAGAACACUUCUACCCGACUCCUUACGCCUCCGUACCAGGAAGAAAUGAUCGGGAGCUCCGAAAGGUGACACCGGAAACAUGCGCGCGCAAGUGUCUGCAGGAGAAAGAAUUCGUCUGCCGGUCCUUUGACUACCAGAUCCAGCGAGGCACUUGCUUGCUGAGUCACGUGACAGGAAGUGACGCAGGUGGACUGUACACACCGGAAGGGGUCGGCGUCCAUCAUUUUGAGAUGAAACCGACCCUAGACUGUGGUGGUAGCUUGGCAGGGGAGCGGGGCGGUCUAGCGUCCCCGAACUGGCCCCGGAACUACCUUCAUCACCUUAACUGUACAUGGACUAUUUCCGUCCAAGCACACAAGAUCAUCCGUCUGUCGAUCCACCACCUGGACCUAGGUUGGCGGCCUGGCGACUGGUGUUCACAGGAAGUCGAUUCCCUGACCGUCACCGAGGUCGCAGACCAGGGGAGACAAUCCACUUGUAUAGACGGCGAAUCGAGAGAGUUAUCUACCCUAACCAACACAGCUUCCGUCAACUUCGUAACGAACUCUGAUAGGGACGCUCAGGGUUUUAGAAUAUUUUAUACUGCAGACUGGCCAUGCAACACCACAUACAUGGACGACCAAGGUCAGUUUGCCUCGCCGCGGUGGCCCGGCAUGUAUCCCGCCAACUCGGCUUGUAACUGGACGCUGGUCGCUCCUUUCGGUGGCCAAGUGAUGCUAAGAUUCACUUCCGUUAAACUCGAAGACCACACAGCGUCUAGUUGCAGAACGGCGUACGAUAAAAUCCAAGUUUACGAUGUCGUAAAUACUACGUCAAACCUGGUCAGAACACUUUGUGGUACAAGUGAAUCAACAAUUAUCACAUCGAAUGGAAAUAUUGUGAGUGUAGUUUUCACUUCAGACAACCGCGUACAAGCAGAAGGCUUUCAUGCGACCUACACGUUCAUCCUUCCAACGACUACGUCAUCAACCACAACAGCCAGCACUACCUCAACUGCCAUACCAAAGGUCACAACACAGUCGCCGUAUGUCUCAGUUAACCAACACGCCAAUAAAACAAGUAUUAUGGGCACAAAUGAUGACGUUCAAACUAAUAAUACUGUGCAGGUGAACAUAAAACUUAAAUCUGAAAACAUUUCUUCAUCCAUCAAGCUGGCUAUGACAGGAGAUAGUAACGACAAUAAAAACCAUGACGUCAUCAAGCUUACCGCCAUAUUUGUUGAGCCGGACAUGCGCAAUGAGUUCGGGGAUAAAAACAACUCCGUAUUGUUCGAUGGAGAAACAGGAGAUGACAUAGGUCGAAACGUUCCGGAUGUGACGCGGGCUGACACAGGGUCACGUGACACCCGCGCCAUCUUUGUUGGGGUAUUGGCGGCGUUUGUAUCCAUGGUUGCAGUCAUGAUGCUGGCAUUCCUGUUUGCCUGUCGUUACUACAGGAGACGACAACCGAAAUUGCGCCAGGGUAGCAACAUCCGGGACCCGGAGGAGAACAGAUCUCUCUGCGAGAACGGCGCGGUACCGGAAGCCGGCUUUGUGGACGAGGAUGACGUGGACGAGGCUGCCAGGCUACCGUUACCAUGCGAUCACGCUCCUACCCCGGAUGUGGAAUUUCUGAAUCCGCUGUAUGCGGAAUCAAGAGCCAGUACAACCCCGGAUGUCAGGUCUGACCUUGAACUCGACUUCCUGGCCGAAACCGGAACGUCACAGCCUGAUCUUCGAGACAAUACUGAAAUCAGUCGCUUACUACCUCAAGAUUCUCAAGCCAACGAUGAUGACGUCACAUGUAGUGCGGCGAAUGAAAACAAUCAUUUGUCAUUGAUAGGAGUUAACGAUACUGAUAAUGAGAGACACGCACACGAGACUCAGCUAAAUGUUGAUACUUUUACAGAAUGUGACCAUAGACGUUGUGGAAUUAUUUGUGAGCAUUCCGUCAUAACUACAGCGGACAUCGAGGCACCGGGUACGGUUACUACAGCUGACCUUGGUGAAGUCCGCUCGAAUUCUUCUCCCCAUACCUCACAACCGGAAUAUAAUGAUUCUGUUAUCGACAAUGUAUCUACCUCUCCUCAAAGAACUGGACGAAUGUCCUAUAUUGACUGUUUCACGACAAUUUGA
This is a messenger RNA of Mya arenaria, 2949 nucleotides long. RefSeq lists its product as uncharacterized. The coding region runs from base 1 to 2949 and encodes 982 amino acids. The record is from RefSeq and is a predicted model, not a curated record. The transcript has 14 exons. NCBI's taxonomy places the organism in Eukaryota, Metazoa, Mollusca, Bivalvia, Myida, Myidae.